GGCAAAAUCGUAAACAGGGACGAUAAAAACAGAGUAAGUUUUCAAUCAAAUUUCCAAAAUAUUCUGAUAUUUAUUUUUGCAUAAUAUAAUAUGCAAGUCAAUGAUCCGCCGGCGGAGCCGCCGGAGUGCCCGGUAUGUCUGCAGCUAUACGACGCCACGACAGCAAUCCCGCGCGUCCUCGGCUGCGGCCACACCACCUGCGAAGGCUGCCUAAAGCUUCUCCCCCGCCCAUUUUCCAACACCAUCCGCUGCACCGUCUGCACCCUCCUCCUCAAAUUACCAAAUUCCCUCUCUUCUCUUCCCAAGAAUCUCGACCUCCUCUACUUCUCCUCCCUCCUCCAGCGCAGCCGCCCCCUCGAGGAGAAGACACCAAUUCCGCCCGAUUUUGGCGGCGCAGAAUCGGUUUCAUCUCCCUCUGUUUUGAAGCCGUGGCCUUACGAUUUCUAUUACAAAUGGGGGAGAUGGAUACUCCCAAAAGACUGUAUUUUGAAUGGAGGAACGCCUCUGGAUAGUUAUGGUGGGGUUUUGGAUGGAAAGGUUUUGAGGUGUUUUGAGAGUGAUCGUAUGGUGGGGUGUGUUUUGAGAGAGAAUGAUCAUGUGGGUCUGAUUAAAGUUGGGAUUUUUAUGGGAGGUGAAGUUGAUUCUGGGAUAAUCAAGCCAAGCUAUGAGUCGAGAAUUCUGACUGUUUUGUGGGGGAUGGGAGAAGAUGAGAGGGAUAAAUUGAGGGUUAUUUUCAAAGCUUGUUUUAGAGUGAGUAAUGUGGGGAAGGCCUUUGGGUUUUGGUGUAACGAGGAGGAUAAGAGCGUGUACAUUGUUUGCCAGAAGCUUGCUUCGUCUAGUUUGAUUGAUUGUGUUUUUAAUAGAAGGAAGGAUGAAGAGGAGAGGCUCAUUGCUGAUGAAAUUAGUUUUUGGGGAGUGGUUGGUGUUGAGACAUGUGAGAUUUUGAUGCGGUUGCAUUUAGAGGGGCUAACUGUUGGUUACCUGAGUUUGAAUUGUCUUGGUUUCGAUGAUUUUGGUCGAGUCUGUGUAGAUUUAAGCGAGGUUUUGAAAAGCGGUAUGGGAGUGAGCAAGAAUGUGGAAUUUGGUUUGAAGGAUUUGUUCUUGGAUCAAAACUCGGUGUUUCUUAGUCCUGAGGUGUUGUUGCAGUUAUUUGUGAAUGUGGGGUUUGAGUUAGAUUCGCGAAAUGUGUCUAAAGUCGGUCCUGUUUCAGAUGUUUGGUCACUUGCUUCUUUGCUGGUUUGGGUUCUUGUUGGAAGCUCUUUUGAGGAAGAAAUGAAGUCUUUCUUGCAUUCUGUGGUUAAUGCUGUUAAAGAUGAAAAGGGUUUUGAUUAUGAUGGUUUGUACCUAGCCUGGAUGGGGAAAGUUUCUGCGUUAUUGAAGAGAAGACUGGGAUCAGAUUUUGCUUCGUUGCUGGAUGUUUUGUGCAGAAGUCUGGGGUUAGAACCCGAUCAUCGGCCACUUGCAACUGAACUAUGGAAAUGCUUGAGGGGGUUGGUUGUUAAACCUCAGUGUGAUAUUGUAUUCACCUUGAAAAAUGAGCACAAGAAUCAAGAAUCGGGUGGUUAUAUAGUACUAGGUGAUGUAUGCUGCAUGGUUGAUGAAACGGGCCAUGGCUCGAAGGGAGAAGAAGAGGCUGAGAGAGAUGAUGCGAGAUUGAGGGUUGAAGGAGAUGUAGUUGAUGGGAUCACUCAUGGUGAUUUCAAAUGUCUAGACAUGAAAGGUCAUCUUGGUUUCAUCACAGGAUUAGCUAUCGGAGGGGGUUUCCUCUUCAGCUCCUCAUACGAUAAGAUAGUCAGUGUAUGGUGUCUGGAGGACUUCACUCAUGUUCACUCGUUUAAAGGCCACGAGCAUAAAGUUAUGUCUGUUAUUUUUGUGGAUGGUGAACAACAAUUGUGCAUCAGUGGUGAUAACGAAGGUGUUAUAUGCAUCUGGGGUGCUACUUUUCCCUUUUCCGAAGUGCCAAUGAAAAAGGUGCACGAGAAUAAGGAUUGGCGCUAUAGUGGCAUUCAUGCAAUGGCAAAUUCUGGCACUGACUAUCUCUACACCGGCAGUGGAGACAGAUUAGUAAAAGCAUGGUCGCUGCAGGAUCAUAGCUUCGUUUGUGCUAUGAGCGGUCACAAGUCAGUAGUCUCAUCACUUAUCGUUUGCAAUGGCAUUCUAUACAGUGGAAGCUGGGAUGGGACUGUUCGAUUAUGGUCUCUUGGUGAUCACAGUCCUCUAACGAUAUUAGGGGAAGACAAACUUGGAAACGUAGUACCAGUCUCGUCUCUUUCUGCUGAUCACAAUUUUCUGUUUGUUGGUCAUGACAACGGUAACAUAACGAUAUGGCACGAUGAUGUCCUCGUGAAGUCGACACGUAGUCACGAGGGUUCUGUGUUCUCAGUCGCAACAAACGGGGGAUGUCUAUUUAGCGGGGGCUGGGACAAGAAAAUCAAUGUGCAGCAAGUUUCCGAAGCUGCGGAUGGGGUGGACGUCGUGCCUCUAGGGGCUAUCGCUUGCAACUCCCCAAUAACGGCUCUGUUGUAUCGGCAUGGGAAGCUAUUCGUUGGCCAAGCCGAUAGAAUUAUAAAGGUCUACUAUGGAGUGUAGCAAAGGGCUUUUCGAUCGUCUUUUCUCAUCGAUCUUGUGGUUUCCAAGUAACCGGGACUGCCAAGUAAUAUUCGGUCACCCUCUGGUGCUCGAGCUCAACCAGCUCUUCAUAGCGUAUGGUGCUCGAGUCAUUAACCGUUGUAUCUCUGAGCUAAUCCGAGCUCAAUCUUUGGUGUUUUGCUUCUCAUUCGGCUCUGCUCUUUAAAUACUUGAUCCUGAGAUUUAUUUUGUUGUAUAUAAAGAUUAAUUAUUCAAUCAUUGGAUAUAAUAAUGAAAUCAGCCUAAGAAUUGCAUGAAUCUUGAAUCAACUAUUGUGUGGUCCAAUGAUGGACUCAGGUGGAGUCGGAUGGGGUCGGCCGACCCCACCACCGGCCGAUGAGUGCUACCGGGAACCUCUGUGACCGGCCGCCGAGCCACUGCAACUCCUCGUCCGACCCCAAAAGAAGAGAGAAAUAGAGAUAUCACAGUUGAUGGAAAAAUGGAGGAAGAGGAGAAAUUAUAAGAAGGAAUUAGGAGUAGAGAUAGCGUGCCCUGUUUUGUAUUGUAAGUCUAGAAUCCUUUUUUAUUUGUUUUAAAUUGUAUUUUUAAAAAAAAAAACUGUUUUUAAGUUGUAUUCUUAUAGUAUUUGAUAUUUAUAUUUCAAAAGAGAAAGAUGGGUUGUUAGUUUU
Molecule: messenger RNA, 3257 nt
Organism: Salvia splendens (bonfire salvia)
Lineage: Eukaryota; Viridiplantae; Streptophyta; Magnoliopsida; Lamiales; Lamiaceae
Exons: 7
Coding region: 91-2589 (832 amino acids)
Molecular function (GO): protein binding
Source: RefSeq, a predicted model, not a curated record